UUACCCGUUGUCGAGGAAAAUCGUCAAUAUUGUUACCGCGUUCCCGUACCGACGGUAUCGCGACCGUUUCGGUAUCGCGCGUUAUAUCGGUCAACGGAGUCACAAAAAUAAAAAAUUAAACCACAUCAUCGUUAUCAAACAGGUACAUCGUUUGUUGCGCACACCGACGGCGCCUAAUUUGAAUAACUACUC
Molecule: messenger RNA, 192 nt
Organism: Cinara cedri
Lineage: Eukaryota; Metazoa; Arthropoda; Insecta; Hemiptera; Aphididae
Source: the annotation of a GenBank genome assembly